AUGCACCAACAGAGCAGGGAUAGCAUCGCUGUUGCAAGAAGUGAUGCUGCUGCUGCUGCUGCUGCACUACUCGCCCUCGCCGGCCAGUGUCUGCUCUCCGGCCGCGCUACCCUGAUGUUCAUGGCUGGCGCUGCCCGGCCCCGCGGUCUCUUUACAGGGCUUGAUUCUGUACCAAAUGGGCCGCCCUCCAGGGGUGCUUGCGAGGGGAAGGGCCACCGCCGCCUUCCGGGAAACCUCUGGCGGGUCUUUGUGGCCCCUCCCUUUUCCGAACGAGUCUGCCUCAGGGCAGCCAACGGCGUGUCCGGCCUCCACCCGCAAAAUGCUCGGAGCCCCUCCAGAGCUGGAGCUGGGCCUUCGCCUUUUGUGCUCGAAGUGGGGCCGUUGGUGCUUCGAGUGAGAACUCCGGGUAUUGGCGACACUUCCCUGCAUCGGCCUGUGGGCUUCGGCGGGUGUCGGGGGAACAGUUGCGGGGCUGCUUGGGGGAUUCGGCGUGAGGCGCUGGCGCGGCUAGCGUCCUGCUGCCUUCUUUCUGCCGGCGGAGCCGAAGUGGAACCGCAAUUGCCUGUGCAAGCCAUGAAAUUGGAAAGUGCAGCCGACUCGCAGCUGGAGUUCACCAUUGCCACAGAAAGAGAUUUUGAGGAGAUCCUGGCCAUCUCCAAGGGGAUCUAUGGAGGCCUCGACUACCUCCCAAGCCGCUACCAUGCCUGGAUCCAUGAGCCGAAUCGCACCGUUGUGCUGGCCAAGAAGAACGGCGUGGUGAUAGGGCUCCAGUCUGUCUACAUCAUUGAUGCGGGCGAAACCGCCUUAGUGGAGGGACUGCGUGUGGCACCCUGGGAGCGUGGCAAAGGUGUGGCUGGGGUCUUGCAGCGAUUCUGCUCUGCCAUGGUGAAGGAGAAGCAUCCAGAAGUCAAAGUGUCACGCCUGACCCGGGAUGACAAGCUGGGCCCCAAAGACUUGAGGAAGUAUCGCAUCAUUGCAAAACAGGGGAUCCUUCUGGUGCGCUUCCAGGCCCAGGAGGUGCUAUCCCGCUUGGACGCUGCGGUGCUGGCUCAGGGGGGCUUCAGCCCUGAGCCUUCGGAGCUGCUCCUGGAGAACGAGGUCCCAGAGGUCGUUCUGAAGGAGGCUUUUCGGAGCGAAGUCCUGCUGAACCAGACCAUCAUCCAGGACUGGCAGCCCUUCAAGGCCACCCGGAGCAACCUCAGCCUCCUGCAGAAAAAGAGCCUCUGCUGGGUGGUCGACCAGAAGGCCCACCCGACCAUGGCCACCCUGAGCACCCAGCCCUUCUCCAUCCCUCUGGGCAAAGACUGGCACUACCUGAACAUCGAUGCCUUUGGCCGCAACGCAGGCCACCUCAAGAGCCAGCUGGUCCACCACCUGCCUCAGGUGCCCACCCUGCGGGGCGGCGUCAUGUGCCAGCUGUUCCUGGAGCCCCAGCUGUGGCUAGAGAUGGCCGCCUUCUGCCAGGAGGCUCUGGGCCUGGAGCUGGCGAAGGACUACACUGAGCAGUACCUGCUGGAAGCCGACAUCUGA
Ahaetulla prasina is the source of this 1530-nucleotide messenger RNA. RefSeq names its product N-acetyltransferase 16 (putative) (gene NAT16). Gene Ontology annotation, molecular function: acyltransferase activity, transferring groups other than amino-acyl groups. The record is from RefSeq and is a predicted model, not a curated record. NCBI's taxonomy places the organism in Eukaryota, Metazoa, Chordata, Lepidosauria, Squamata, Colubridae.